AUGGGGGUGACGGUGGAGGUGCACCGCGUGUACCGGUACCCCUUCGAGCAGGUGGUGGCCAGCUACCUCCGCAAGUAUCCCAGUCCCAUGGAGAAACACGUCAUGGCUGUAGAAACAGUGGAAGAGAAAACAGAUUUGUCUACGGGGAUUAUUUACCGGAGGAGAAUUGCAACGUGCCAGAAUGUAAUUCCUGAAAUUUUAAGAAAGGUCAGUGUCCUAAAAGUGCCCGACAUCUACUUGGAAGAGGAAUCUUGGCUUAAUAUGCAGAAAAGAAACAUGGCUAUGAAAACUCAUUGUCUUACGUGGACACAGUACGCAUCUCUGAGUGAGGAGUCUGUCUUCAGAGAGAGCUUGGAGAAUCCAAACUGGACAGACUUCACACAGAAAGGCAGAAUAUCAGUUACGGGGGCAGGUUUGCUCAACUGUGUGUUGGAAGCUUUUGCUCAGUCAUUUUUAAAACAAGGUGUGAAGAAGGGUAUUAAAAUAAUGGAGACACUUCUUCAGGAACAGUGUGGGUGAUCGUGCUGUUAAUGAGCAGCUGAGAAAAUGUAUUUGCAUAGAGUUUCCUUGGAACCACAUAUCUUCAUUGCCAUCGGAAUUCCAUGGCUGUUGUCUGAACUUUACUGGUACUGUUUUAUCGAGGAAAGAGUGUUUAAUGUGCACAGCUGGAAGAAAAGAAGACCACAGGCUGCAAAUCUUUUACAAAAGAUUAGGGAAUCAUACUACUUAAGGAAAUGUUGAUCAUGAAAAUCAUGGAGGAACAAGUGUAAGCUUGGAAACAGCAUCUUCUGUGAAUUGGUGCUAUAAUCUCUAGAGGCUGAGAAUUUGGUAAGGGAACAUAGAGCAACAAAACAAAAAUAGCCCUUGUUGCUAUGAAGACACCCUUGCCUAGUCAACCACUUGCUUUGUGUCUUAUCAAGGGAGGUGCAAGCACUCCCUGCGUGCUGUUUCUUCCACAGCUUAAUUCUGUGGGGUAGAGGUUUCAUUCUACAGAAAUGAAGCUCAGCUGUAGCAGCUGAGUAGGGUUACUGUUCCCCACUUGAGUCAGUCAUUACUUCAGUUCUGAUUGCUGUGUUGGAAAUAUUUGGUUAUUACACCCCUGCCAGUAUGAUUAUUUUCAGCUGUAAAGACAUGCCUCAAUACAAGUUUUACAUGUAUUUGAAUGCUUUCAGAAAGUAUUUCUCUCAUAUUGCUUCUGAGUAGAAGAAGAAGAAACCUGGACGGGAAUUAUCAAGUGCAAGUAAAGUUCCCGGCAAAGAGUGUCUCAUACUCUUUUCCUCCUUUUGUUUUAUUUUAAAUUUUUAAUUUAAAAUUCAGAUAAGCACAAACUAUCUUUGAUACCCUUUACUGAGUUAGGGUAAUACCACACUUCACAUUAAAGUCAGCCCCAUUAAAGUCAGUGUUUGUUUUUGUGGAGAUUUGAACCAGUUAUUUGAUUUCCCUAAAGCAAAAAGAUUGGCUUUGCAUUUUUCAGGGUGGGUUGUGUUUUACUUUCUCCAAUGGGAUGUAAACUCUCACUGGACUCUUCCUUAUGCUAUGCCUGAGUGCUGUGGUCCCACUUAUUUCAAUAUUUAAUGGUCUCAACUAUCCUAUUCCAAAGCUAAAUGAAUGUACUACUAAACAGCCCAGCCACAGACUGUGGCCACUCUCUGGUAGUGUAAAUCCAUGAAUCUUUGCUUCCGUAGCUGGUGCCAUAGGUUUAUGGUGUGUGAAAUGCUAGCCCAUACCUUGUGAUGAAAGAGCCAUGGCACGGUCCUUAGGAAAUGACGGUAUUUUGUAUUGGCACAGUGGAACAAAAUACUUUCCUUCAUCUUUCUUAUUUUAGUUGUUAACUGAUUCUUGUGAAUUUGGACUCUGAAUGCUGAACAGUAAAUAUUUAUGAAAUGUAAUGGCCAAGACUAAAUGCAUUCAUUAGCAUAUUUAUUUUUAUUGAGUUGCUGCUUUGUGUGCCUGAGGAAAUUAUCAAAUUACUUCUAUUUGAACUGCUGUGUACAAUUUUAGGACUAACAUUUUUAUUCUUGCAUCACUCUGGAUUUUGGAAUUAGGAUAGGAAGCAUUUGCGUCCUCCCCCACCCCCAAAGUAGAAGUAGUCUUUGAAUAAUGCAAGUCCAGUAAAAUCCAGUCUCUUCUUCAAAGGCUCAGUUGCCCAUCUGCUUACUGCUCGGUGCCAGAAAGAGGAGGGUUAAGACCUCUCCUGGGAGCAAGGUGCUUGUUGUGAGGCCAGAGAGUAUGGUCAGGGAGGUGGAAUCACCUGGCCCUCGCUGGAGGUAGCAGGACCACCUGGGCUUAUCCCCGGGGCUCAGGUCUGCCCCUGGCCUGCUGGAGAGCAGCGCCGCCGCGACCCUGCUCCAGCCUGCGAACCGGCAGCUGCCAGCAGCUUUUGUUUUGAAGAUCAAGUGCUGUGUCCCGUCUUGGAGCUUAAGUCAUCCCACUGCUAAAGGGCGUCCCUGCAUUUCCCCUGGGAGCCGUCACCGGUCCCAGGGAGGUCUGAGGGGCUCUUGUCGGCAGGGUGGAUGGAGUCCCUCUGGGUGCUGCGAAGCGAGAGAUCGGGACAUGCGGAUGUGAUGGGCAUGUUCCCGGGGGACCGUGUGCGGCAUCGCGGUAUUGAACAUACAGGUCAAUCCCAGUGGGCAAUUAACUUCACCCAUCUAAUGUUUUUUUCAGAAAUAACUUGCCUUUUUUUUUUUUCUGUGUCUCUACAUUUCCUCCUGAUGUAUAUUGGCAUAGCAAGAUGAAGAUAAACAUUUUCAGAUACAGAAAAUAAACUGACCAGAUCUGAUGUCCCCUCUCAGACCAUCUGUAAGACAGUGAGUGUUGUUACACUGAUCUCUAGGCAUAAUGAGAAUCCCCUAAUUGCUCAAAAAAUAAGAAAGCUCCCUGUUUGUAAGUUUUAUGUAAUUGUUCAAAUGCUUAAAACUUUCACCGACUGCAAUCAUGAUGGUUUAAAUGAUGAUCUGACUUACUCAUAGUACUCUUCCUGGGACCUGGACAGUGGGAGCUUUGAAAAUGUUGGCCUCUAGAAAUCAGUGUUCCCAGCAGUCCUGCCAGCCUCUUUUUCUAAAUAACAGGAUGGUGAACAAAAAGGAAAUACUAUUUUUUGGUUUGUUUUAUGAAACUAGUUACUAAACACUUGUUUAAUUGUAGCAAAGUUAAAUGUAAAAAUUAAGAAAAUUAGUAUUUCAUUCUCUUAAUUGUAUUGUAGUGUCCU
Molecule: messenger RNA, 3208 nt
Organism: Gavia stellata (red-throated loon)
Lineage: Eukaryota; Metazoa; Chordata; Aves; Gaviiformes; Gaviidae
Gene: PRELID2
Product: PRELI domain containing 2
Exons: 7
Coding region: 1-519 (172 amino acids)
Biological process (GO): phospholipid transport
Cellular component (GO): mitochondrial intermembrane space
Molecular function (GO): phosphatidic acid transfer activity
Source: RefSeq, a predicted model, not a curated record